CUUGUUCAGCUCUAGUACAAAGCGGCGCCAUCUGUCCAAAACUUUUUUAUUAUUUUUUAUUUUUAUAAAAACUAAUUUCUGGAUUAACUGGAACAAUGGAACGCUAUUACAAAGAAUUACAUAAAAAGCAACCUUUUCGAAGUUUCAGGGGUAAAAAUAUAGAUAAGCAGAAGGUGGCGCGUACCAUGCAACGCCAAGACAACUUUCAGAGCAACCGCAUAAAUGGUGUUUGUCCCACUCUCUUCGAGAACGAGACCACUAAACCGAACGUCGUUACUCCGCAGGCGAAUAAAUCGACACCCAAGGAGCUCUUCUUAAAGCGCUUUUUAAAAUUUAGGGCAUCCAAAAAGGAUCAAACAAUAGAAAAACAAACUUCUCGUCGUGGUCAUCAGGUGCACUCGGUGCCUUCACAGGUUUCUAAAUUUGCUUAUAGCAGCGAAAUAUUCACACCGCCACCGAACAUCCAGAAAGAGAAUGCUCCGGUCUUCGGGCCUCCAAAAAAUCAAUCAUUCGGGCUUGUCAAUAAACCCCAGCCUCAGUCUCAGCCGCAAGCUGUGAAAUGUGGAGGAACAACAGGGAAGACUUUCAUAAGUAAAGUAACCGAAAUAUCAAAAACUAAGUUGCAGGCUGCCGCUGUUGAACCCCACGUCACAAGUUCUCAAAAGAGGGCACUAGCCAAACCCAUUAGAGGAAAUGGAGGAGCUGCGGGCAAGUUAAAGAAAACCCAAGAGCAGACGAAAGGGACUGCUAUCAAACACAGGCCUGACACUCCGAUUUCAAUUAGAAUGAAGGCUAAGAACAUCAUCACCAGGGGAAACCUGCAGAGACACGUGCGCAAUCUGCCCAAACUCAGAGUUGAGUUGAUUCAGGUGGUGUGCAUGGAGCUGUCACCCAAUACGCCGUUCAGUGGAACCAGGACAAGGGCCAGGCAGCUAGCUCUGACCACGUCCACUCAAAGGAGAUCCAACAAGCCGUCCGAAAAUGGUUGGGAAGGCUUUGGAAACAUUUCCAUCAUAAGUCCGGUGCAGCAGACGUCGCACGAUAAGAAAUAGAUGAUAGUGAAGACCUGGAGACCCCGAAUAAGGCACUGCAGUCGACUUUGACGCCGGGAACCACUAAACGCCAAAACCGCGGAGUUGGCUUCAGAACCAAGAGCAAUAUUCGUUGUUUCAAAUUCGCAUACGAAGAAGGUUAUAUAAGUGAUGAUGAGGAUGAUGAGGAUGAUGAUUGAGGUUUGCAAAGUGAUUUGAUUCCCAAUAUAUAAUUAUAGUUAAUGUAAUGUAAUGAAAUAUUUAAACAAUGUCAAACCAAAUCUUGAGAUAAUUUUACAGUUGCAAAGAGUAAACAUUAGUAUUGCAGUA
This is a messenger RNA of Drosophila guanche, 1361 nucleotides long. RefSeq names its product guanylate kinase-associated protein mars-like. The transcript is spliced from 2 exons. The record is from RefSeq and is a predicted model, not a curated record. Lineage: Eukaryota; Metazoa; Arthropoda; Insecta; Diptera; Drosophilidae. The coding region runs from base 96 to 1052 and encodes 318 amino acids.